AUGUCCCACCAAGCUCAUGCAUACCACAUGGUAGACCCAAGCCCCUGACCUCUAACCGGUGCUGGCGCCGCAUUAUUAAUAACCUCUGGCCUAGCCAUAUGAUUUCAUAAAAACUCCUGUAUCUUAAUAACACUUGGUCUAAUCCUUAUACUUCUUACAAUAUAUCAAUGAUGACGAGACAUUGUUCGAGAAGGCACCUUCCUUGGCCAUCACACUUCACCAGUCCAACAAGGCCUUCGCUACGGAAUAAUCCUAUUUAUUAUUUCAGAAGUUUGCUUUUUCGCAGGUUUCUUCUGAGCUUUCUAUCAUGCCAGUCUUGCACCAACCCCAGAACUUGGCUUAACAUGACCCCCAACAGGAAUUAACCCUCUAAACCCAUUUGAAGUUCCACUAUUGAAUACAGCUGUUUUACUUGCCUCAGGAGUUUCAGUAACUUGGGCCCAUCACAGCAUUACUGAAAAAAAUCGAACAGAAACAACCCAAGCCCUAACUUUAACAGUUUUACUAGGACUUUAUUUUACUGCUCUGCAAAUUAUAGAAUACUAUGAAACCCCCUUUACAAUAGCAGAUGGCGUAUACGGUUCAACAUUCUUUGUCGCCACAGGCUUUCACGGACUACAUGUUAUUAUUGGCUCCCUAUUCCUACUUACAUGCUUACUACGACACUUACAAUAUCACUUCACCUCUAAACACCACUUCGGCUUCGAAGCCGCCGCUUGAUACUGACACUUUGUAGACGUUGUGUGAUUAUUCCUAUAUAUUUCAAUCUACUGAUGAGGCUCUUAA
Molecule: messenger RNA, 786 nt
Organism: Petromyzon marinus (sea lamprey)
Lineage: Eukaryota; Metazoa; Chordata; Hyperoartia; Petromyzontiformes; Petromyzontidae
Source: the annotation of a RefSeq genome assembly